Molecule: messenger RNA, 1174 nt
Organism: Tribolium madens (black flour beetle)
Lineage: Eukaryota; Metazoa; Arthropoda; Insecta; Coleoptera; Tenebrionidae
Product: leukocyte elastase inhibitor-like
Exons: 3
Coding region: 14-1162 (382 amino acids)
Molecular function (GO): serine-type endopeptidase inhibitor activity
Source: RefSeq, a predicted model, not a curated record
AUUUGGGUCAAAAAUGUAUUUGCUCCUAUUUUUAACAUUGUGUGUCGCACUUGCAUCAACAUAUUAUACUGAAAUAUAUGACAAACGAUUUGCUGCAUCUUUGUACAAGGAGUUGGCAAAAAAUUUCGAGAAUUUUAUCGUAAGUCCUCUUCUGAUUGAAACAGCUUUCGCUGCAGUUUAUUUGGGAAGUUCCCACAGAACGAGUGAAGAAAUUCGAACUGUGUUUCAUUUAUCCGCGAACAAUGAAGAAAUUGCAGAAAAAUACAAAAAUCUACUCUUGUUUUUUACCAAUCGAGGCUACAAACUCCAUAUUGCAAACAUGAUUUUUUUCAUAGAUAGAGUACAAAUUGUUCCAGCUUGGCAGAGACAAAUCGAUUAUAAUUUCGGAGUGGGAACUGAAGUCCUGGAUUUGAUAAAUAAAGAUGCGACGGUGCACAAAAUUAACCGUUGGUUUCGGGAGCAAACUAAUAAUAAAAUCGAUGAAAUUGUAUCACGGGAAGAUUUGGAUGCAGAACCGAGUUUUUUGCUUCUUAGCGCUCUACAUUUCCAAGGCUCUUGGGCUCAAAAAUUUUUGAAAAAACGUACACGCAAGGAUAUUUUUUACAAUAAUGGGGAAGAAAAAGUCUCUGUUGAUACGAUGUACCUCCUUGGACAUUUCAAUUUCGGAAAAAGCGAGAAUUUAGAGGCCAAAUUUUUGCAACUAUUUUUCACAAAACAGGAAGCUUCGAUGGUUAUAGUUCUUCCGGAUAAAAUUGACGGGAUUUAUAAACUUGAAACAGAAAUUGAACAAGUUUUUCAAUUUAGAGAUUUUAAGAUCACAGCAAUGGACAUUUCGCUACCAAAAUUCCAAAUGGAGAGCAACAUCGAUUUGAACAGUAUUCUGCGAAAAUUGGGUAUCAAAGUCGCUUUUAUUGAAGGAAAAGCCUCACUGCAUGAAACUGUGACAUGUUAUAAAUGUCGAUCGCCGUACAUUUCUAAAGCUUCUCAAAAAACUUAUCUAAAAAUUAACGAACAAGGAGCUAACGUAGAGACAGCUCGAGACUUUUCAACUCAUAUUUCUGAGAGUCUGCACUAUGAGCAAUUUAAAGCCGACCAUCCAUUCAUAUUUUACAUCAAAAUAAAAGAAGUUGUGGUGUUUAUUGGCCGUAUCGUCGCUUUUUAAUUGAGUUAGCAA